Messenger RNA from Racocetra fulgida, 372 nucleotides. The record is from the annotation of a GenBank genome assembly. Lineage: Eukaryota; Fungi; Glomeromycota; Glomeromycetes; Diversisporales; Gigasporaceae.
AUGUUUGAUAUUAGAGAGUCGUCUGUGUUAUAUUCCUUAAAUGCAUCACGAAUUUUAACCAGACGAUCACAGGUAAUGACACAAACGGGGCACGACAUCGGAAACGUGUGUGGUACCACUGGAGACACUGAUGAAGACAAUGAAGAGGGUGGAAACAUUGUAGUUGCAAGGUUAACAACCUCUUGUGAAGGUAAAAUUAAAGAUGAUGCGUCUGAGGGGGCAGCAGCGAAAGAAGGCACAGAGGAAGCAGCAGCGGACGAAGGCUCGGAGAAGACAAUAGCGGAUGAAAGUGCAGAGGAAGCGGCAGCGGACGAAAACGCAGAGGAGUUAGCGGGCGAAGGCACAAAGGAGACAGCGGAUGUAGGUACAGAG